AUGGUGGAAAAAAUGAGUAAGGAAGACAUGGAAAUCAAAGAUGCAUGUGGUGGCGGUACAGCACUUAUGAUGGCCAUAAUGGCAGGAUCUGUGAAAAUGGUAAAAUGCAUGAUGAAAAAGAAUCCUGAAUUAAUUACCGUUGAAGAUAACAGUUUAUUCCUUCCGGUCGAAGUAGCCCUUUCUUGUGAUGAUAUCGACGUGAUUUGCCAUCUGUAUCAUGCUACUAAAGCGUAUUUAUCAUCUCCUAAUCAUGCUGCCCGUAAAAAACACGGGGCCACGUUUAUUUCAAAAUGCAUAAAAAAGAAAAAUCCCGGGACAUUAGGUUUUGCCUUGGAUUUACUGAAAGAAGAAAAUAGUUUAGCUCUUACUAAAGACUACACUUGGGAAUCUCCCUUGUACGUACUCGCAUGUUCACCUUCUCUAUUUGGUGAUGGAGAUGAGCUUGGAUUUUUCAAGCGAUGGAUAUAUAAAUUCAUAAGCACAAAACCAGCCACUCCUGCUGCCAAAAGCGGCGGUGAACAGGCAGAAGAUCCAGAACGUGGGAGCGACACCACCAACAUGAAAAAGUCGGGGUUGGAUUCAUUCACCUCGCCAGUAAAAAAACUGCUUAAUAAGCUUCUAGGAAUUGAACAGAUACGAGAAAAGAAAUUGGUUCAUGAACGUUCCUUGGAGCUACUAGUGAGAUGUGCAAAGCGGUUAAGAAUGUAAAAGAUAAGAAAGAAUUGAAAGAUGGUUUAGUGUUGAAGGCGCUAUCCGCUGCUGUGGAACGAGGAAACACUAUAUUUGUCUCUAAACUGAUUUCCAGGGUUCGAGCACUUUGGAUGAGCACUGAUGAGUAUUCAAGGGACAUAUACAUGCACGCCAUUGAAUGGCGUCAAGCAAAACUGUUUACCCACAUGCUUCGACAUAUAAGCGGUAAUCUUGUAUCAGCAACCAGUUCUAUGAAAGAUAAGUUUGGUAAUAACUUGCUACAUGUAGCUGCAACGUUAGGGCCGUCCACCCAACUCGAUCUUGUUCCUGGAGCAGCUUUGCAGAUGCAAAGAGAAAUACAAUGGUUUAAGGAGGUGCAGAAAAUUGUACAUCCUGCUGCUUUAGAAGAAGAAAAUUCCUUGGAUAGUUUGACACCGCGUGAAGUAUUUACUAAGAACCACAAAGAUUUGAUGAAGAAAGGAGAAAGAUGGACGAAGGAGACGACAACUUUUUCCAGCGUAGUAUCUGCUCUCAUUGUUACCAUGACUUUUGCUGCCGUAUUCACAGUUCCUGAUCUGGAAGAAAACACAAACAAGAAGUUACGCAAGGUUUUAAUAAUUUCCGAUGGAAUAUCACUUUUUUCUUCCGCAUCUUCAUUGUUUGUGUUCUUAGGGUUAUUCUUGAGCGCGCGGUAUGAAGAACAUGACUUCCUCAUAAACUUGCCGUUGAAAUUGAUGGUUGGAAUUUCCUCACUUUUCAUCUCCAUUAUAACCAUGCUUAUAGCCUUUUGUGCGAUCCUUCUCCUUCUGCUCCCUGAAUCAUGGGUUCCAAUCAUUUUGCUCGCAGCCCUUACUGUCACAUUAUUUGCGGCCAUGCCAUUCAGUCUCUUGAUUAUAAUGUUUAAGUCUACUUUCUGUAACAGACUUUCUUUAACUCUUAAGAGUAGGAAGAAGCCCACCAAUGCAAAAAACGACGAUUAGGUUGGUAUUCAUUAGAUAUUGAUGUGUGUGUGUUUUGUGCGCGUAUUACUAACUAGGCUUGCUAAAUGAAUAAAUGUCGCACUGGCUGUGUAU
This is a messenger RNA of Morus notabilis, 1763 nucleotides long. RefSeq lists its product as uncharacterized. Bases 1 to 708 code for a protein of 235 amino acids. The transcript is spliced from 6 exons. The record is from RefSeq and is a predicted model, not a curated record. NCBI's taxonomy places the organism in Eukaryota, Viridiplantae, Streptophyta, Magnoliopsida, Rosales, Moraceae.